CGUCGCCACGCGUGUCACGACGCGGGCGCGCGCGCGCGACGGCGACACUCUCUCGCUCACGCAGCGGUAUAUUAUUACGCUAUCCCCCUCGCCGCGGAGCCCCGCACUGGGCGCCCCCCGCGCACGCACACGCACACGCACACGCAAGCGACGACGCUCAUGCUGCGACGCGUGCUCGCCGGGUUCCGGGCGCUGCACCCGCGGCCGCGCCGGCGCCGCCACGGCGGCGCGGAGGGCAAGGCGAGGGUGACCGUGCGGCGGUUGGGGUCGAACGGGAGGAAGGAGGCGGCGGCGGCGGCAGCGGGAGCGCGUCGGGAUAAUCGCGGCGAUGGCGCGACGGGGGAGGCGGUGACCAUCCGCGUGGCGACGUUCAACGCCGCGAUGUUCUCCAUGGCGCCGGCCGUGGCGGCGGCGUCGUCCGCAGAGACAGCUACCGAGACCGCGCGGCGUGUCACCACCCCCGCCGCCGGCGGCGGGCGGCGACCCAAGGGCAUCCUGAAGGCGCAGGCGAGCCUGGCGCGAACGGCGAGCAAGGCGCGCGUGUCCAUCAACCUCCAGGACAACGAGAUCUCCCGGGAGAGGAGCAAGCUAGGCAGCACGGCGGCGAGGAGCACCACCACCGCCACAACCACGCCGGCGGCGACGCAGCAGCUGAACGGCGGCGCGGAAGGGCGGCGGCGGAGCGUGGAAGAGGUGCUCCGGGAGGUGGGCGCCGACAUCAUCGGGCUGCAGAACGUGCGCGCGGAGGAGGAGCGCGGGAUGAGCCCGCUGUCGGAGCUCGCCGAGGGGCUCGGCAUGCGGUACGUGUUCGCCGAGAGCUGGGCGCCGGAGUACGGCAACGCCGUGCUCUCCCGGUGGCCUAUCAAGCGCUGGAAGUCGCAGCGCGUCGCCGACCAGUCCGACUUCCGGAACGUGCUGAGGGCCACCAUUGAGGUUCCGAGAGCCGGGGAGGUCAACUUCCACUGCACACAUCUCGACCACCUUGAUGAGAGCUGGAGGAUGAAGCAGAUGAACGCCAUACUGCGCUCCAGCGAUGGCCCUCACAUCCUCACCGGAGGGCUCAAUGCGCUCGACGGCACCGACUACUCCGACGAGCGAUGGGCCGACAUCGUCAAGUACUAUGAGGAGAUCGGGAAGCCGACGCCGAAGGCGGAGGUGAUGAAGUACCUGAAGGGGAAGCAGUAUGUUGAUGCCAAGGAUUUUGCAGGAGAAUGUGAGGCUGUGGUGGUUGUUGCUAAAGGGCAAGAUGUACAAGGGACAUGCAAGUAUGGCACAAGGGUGGAUUACAUACUGGCCUCACCAAACUCUCCCUACAAGUUCGUGCCAGGAUCUUACACGGUCAUAUCCUCAAAAGGAACAUCUGAUCAUCACAUCGUUAAAGUUGAUGUAACAAUACAGGACAAGAAAGAAACUGAUGAAGAAAGCGGCAACCAGAGACAGAGAGUAGUCAAGAUAAACAAGAAGUGUUCAAAAAAGGGAUUAUGGGCAGCUAAAUGACAUUCUGAUUGAGUAAAUUUCAGGGUUUUUUUUUAAUCUUUGUUGGUGCCAAAAGGUCUUUGUGGGUUGCUUUUAAUUGUGUAUACAGCUAAUAUUUGGAAUGAGGUUGAAGGAUGUGAUGUAUGACCAAGAAGUGGAAGUAAUGUAUUUUGGCCUGGCUUCCCCUUUUUGUGGUUACUACCUUACAUCUGGUUCUACUUACAGA
Messenger RNA from Oryza sativa Japonica Group (Japanese rice), 1702 nucleotides. RefSeq lists its product as uncharacterized. Gene Ontology annotation, cellular component: endoplasmic reticulum. The record is from RefSeq and is a predicted model, not a curated record. Gene Ontology annotation, biological process: GPI anchor biosynthetic process. NCBI's taxonomy places the organism in Eukaryota, Viridiplantae, Streptophyta, Magnoliopsida, Poales, Poaceae. Gene Ontology annotation, molecular function: catalytic activity.